GUCACAGUAGCGGCUCAGCCACCCACCUCUCCUUUCCCAUGGCCGCCGCCGCCGUUCGCCGCCUACUGCGUGGGGCCUCCUCCACCUCCGUAUCCAACACCAGCCGUCUCCUCUCCUCCACCACCUCGCCGCCUCCCCACCGGAGCCCCAACACCAACUCACCGGUUGCCUUCGACUGGUCCGACGACGACGCUGACGGCUCCUCACAUCUACCGCCGUCCACGGAAAAGAAGGAUGAACUACCUCCCCCCUACUACGACCCCUUCAACAAGAAGCCCGCCAUUGCCGAGCCGUCCGACCCCACCAACCUACAGGAGGUCUUCCACAAGAUGCGGAAAGAGGGCCUCACCGAUUACGCCAUCAAGAUGUUCGACGGAUUGUCCAAGGACGGGCUCACCCACGAAGCUCUCGCGCUCUUUGCCGUCAUCAAGGAUAGGGGCUCCAUGCCCGACGUCGUCGCCCACACCGCCGUCCUCGAGGCGUACGCCAGCGCAGGCCCCGCGCACUGGCGCGACGCCGUGCGCACGUACGACCGCAUGCUCGCGUCCGGCGUCAUGCCCAACGCGUACACGCUGGCCGUGCUUGUCAGGGGGCUCGCGGCCAGCGACCGGUGCGCAGAAGCAGGCAAGUACCUUGUCGAGAUGCUCGACCGCGGGAUGCGGCCCAAUGUGGCGACGUAUCUGGCCGCGUUCGAGGCGUAUCUGAGGAUGGAGAAAGUGGAAGAGGGGAAAGCACUGCUAGAGACGAUGAAGGGGAAGGGGUUCAGGCCAGACGAGGAGGCCGUGCGUGGCGGCACUGUGAAGCGGGGGCAAGUGUUUGAUGGCCUAAUGAAAUUGCUCUUUGGCAAGUAAUAGUGGUACGCUAUGAUUGGUGCAUGUAUGAAUGUUUGAAUCAAAAAAUAGGAGUAUGUGCUUGUGAGUCUUCAGGACUUCCAAGUGAAAUAUGUAUUGUUUGUCCUAAGGGCUAAUGGAUAAUGCUCCUUGUUUUGUAGGCUAAACCUACAAGUUUUUGGGACAGAUUUUGAAUGCUAGAAUGUCUUUUUUUAAAUGGGUAGCAUGCAAUAUUAUUC
This is a messenger RNA of Zea mays, 1069 nucleotides long. Its product is annotated as Tetratricopeptide repeat (TPR)-like superfamily protein. The record is from RefSeq and is marked provisional. Gene Ontology annotation, molecular function: protein binding. Bases 39 to 851 code for a protein of 270 amino acids. The transcript has a single exon. Lineage: Eukaryota; Viridiplantae; Streptophyta; Magnoliopsida; Poales; Poaceae.